CCACAGAUAACAGAGAGAGAGCUGAAGCCCGGUGGAGCCAACAUCCCUGUGUCAGAGAAGAACAAGAAGGAAUACAUCGAGCGGAUGGUGAAGUGGAGGAUAGAGAGAGGGGUGGUGCAGCAGACUGAGAGUCUUGUCAGAGGCUUCUAUGAGGUGGUGGAUGCCAGGUUGGUGUCAGUGUUUGAUGCCAGGGAGCUGGAGCUAGUGAUCGCCGGCACUGCUGAGAUCGAUUUAUCAGACUGGAGGAACAACACGGAGUACAGAGGAGGUUACCAUGACAACCACAUCGUGAUCCGGUGGUUCUGGGCGGCGGUGGAGAGGUUCAACAAUGAACAGAGACUGCGACUUCUGCAGUUUGUCACCGGGACGUCCAGUAUUCCCUACGAAGGCUUUGCGUCUCUGCGAGGCAGCAACGGCCCCCGCAGGUUCUGUGUGGAGAAGUGGGGGAAGGUCACCUCGCUGCCCAGAGCUCAUACUUGUUUCAACCGGCUGGACCUGCCACCGUACCCGUCCUUCUCGAUGCUGUUUGAGAAGAUGCUGACCGCCGUGGAGGAGACGAGCACCUUCGGGCUGGAAUGAGACCCUCAACUUCCCACCUACCCAACUCUCAACUUCCCUUAAGACAGCUGUUGGUUGUGGAAGGAAGAAGCCACAUAGAACAGCUGCUGGAAAAAAGGUGUUAAAAUCUGGGUUUAGAAUCCAGUUAAUGGUUUAAGUUUAAUUUAUAGCGGGCUAUGUUUUAUAAGAGAAGACUUUUGAUCCAUGAAGUGACUCUGACUUGUGUCAUGUAAUCAUGUUUUUAUUGCCCCUGCACGUAUUUCGCACCUGCUUAGUAACACACAUGCUGGGAUGAAUUAAAAGACCCACUCUGCCUUCUGGGACGGGGAUCGAAACUGCCAGGAUUUGACCAAAAUCUGAGACGAGGAUGUCUUUUUUUUUCACUUCCUCAUUGAUACCGUGUACAAAUGUGCAAAUCACCUGAAGCAACCACUGCCUUCACUGCAGAAGCUGAGCGGAUUCAGCCUCUUUUAUUUUACUUUUCUCGGACCUUGAAGGAUUGCUUGGCCUGUCCAGAGCUGUCAGUGAUGGAUUUGUUGUAGUGUGGCGUCGUCGUGUGGCACAUUGAAAGAACUGCACUCAUGCAGACGGUGCUUUUUUCCUUUCUUUUUGAGAGCCUUUGAGAAAAAGGCAGUUACCUGUCUGAGGUUUUUGCUACAGUUUAUGGGAUUUUUCCAGUGAACUUUACCCACAGCUGAUUUUGGAGUCCAAACUGAAGCUUUGGUAUCGUCGUUACAGUAUUUUCAUUGAAAAGAAAAAGUGAUUUUCUAAUGACGUGUGGCAGUGACAUGUUGUGAUUUGAAUGUAACUAACAUUAAGAUGUAGAUUGUGUGGGGAGGGAUCUUUUUAUUUUUUACCAGAUCUGGAUCAACUGGAUGAAAGAACAAUAUCAAGCCAGCACUUAUUGAGUUAAUAAGUCAAUGAUUAGAUUCAGUAACAUUCAGCAUUUAACCAUCUUCAUUUACUUUGAGAUUGAUUUGAAACAAGCUUUGAUCCAAGUCUAUUUUCUACAAUGUGUUGAAACUAACCCCAUUUCAUGAUUUAUAGAUUGAAAGAAACUUGUAUGGUCAAAUACACAAAGCAAAUUAAAUCAUUCCAUCAGCAGUAGGGAGUCUAGAAAAUGUCACAUGGGGCGUCAAGAGGUGGCAUGGGAGGGUGAUGGGUGGGGGUCUCUAUAUAGUACCCUAAAGUGAAUUAUAGAGCAUUCUGAAGAUGCUAAAAUCAAAGUUGUGCAUCUACACAAGUAGCAUGGCUGAAAAUGAGGGGGUUAAUGCAUUAGUUCAGUUGCAGCAAGGACGAUAAUGCUCGGCUGGCUUUACGAUAAUUCACCAGUUUUGUCUAUUUCUGUGCUUAGGGACAAAGUGCAGAGUUGAAAUUCAAUAUUCUACCAUAACAGCUGGGUGAGGCACAAAGAUUGGGGAGCCAGGCCCAAUAGCAGUGAGCUGGCAGCUGCUAGUGCCUCCCAGUGCUGACCUCUGGAUCUGACCGUGCCACCCAACCACUCACACACCAGUCAGAAGCUCUUCUAUAACUGCUGGUGCCAGCUCAUGUGAUUAAAGAAGUCAGAUUUAUUACAUACUCAAAAAAAAGACUUGACAUCUGCUAAUGUAUAAACUGGCAUCAAAAAAAAUCUUCUGCAUAUUUGUUCUCAUGAGAAGAAUUCAUUUUCUUUUCAUUGUUUCAUUAUUAUUAUUAUUAUUAUUAGCUUGUUAUCACAUUUGCACACUAUGAUUACAUUCUUCACGGAAGCUCCAACUCCUUGUGUUUUCUUUUCUCUCUCUCUCUCUCUCCUCGUGAUGUUGACCACUUGUGUGUUUGUUCCACUGACUCUCAUCACACGUUCUGUAUGUAAAGGCUGUAAAACCUCACUUUGUUAUCAUUUCGAUGGUGAAUGAAGUUAAUAGUGUAUAAAUGUAAACACAACCAGGUUGUUUAGUGGAGGUCACGUGAAGAGCUCGGAGUGUGCACCCAAUGAAAAACACAUACUGUCAUUUUGUAUAAAAGUCAUCUGAAGGAGCUUGCAGUGAAUCUUUUUUCUCUUUUGUACUUUGAGAUACUCGUCACUGCCCUCCUCUGUCACAUUCCACCCUGCACUAUGAAUGUAAGCACGCCUCGAACUGCCUCUCCGCACCACAACUGUUCAACCACGCUCAGGCCUGCAACAGUGAGAGGUCCACUGCUGAGGUGCUGAGCUAGAAUGAAGCCUUCUUAAUGCCUCAUGUUAUACACAAGGUAAUGAGGAAGCCCAUUUCUGAGGAAAAAAAAAAAAAAAUCUCAUGCUUUUGAUUCAAAACAAAUUAUCUCAUAAUUUUAUGUCUUAAUAUGACAGAUUUGCCUAAUUCAUUGAUAAUGUGACCUAAUCAUGACGUCCUUGUUUCUCAUUUUGACUUUGUCUCUUACAUUGUAUUAUCUUAGUAUAAGACCUGGUCUUAUCGUGGGCAUAUUUAAAUCUUUCUUGCUUUCUCUUCAUGUCCUGGUGGAAAUUGGCUUCUAUAAGACAAAGUCACCACACACAGUCAGUAACUUUGCCUUUUCAGGAGUGCAAAUUUAUUUAUUUUUAAUUACACAGUACACUUUGUGCAAAACCAGUUAAGUUUCACAUGUGAAUUCAGCUCAGUUGGAUAAAAUUGAUCCAUUCUAACAAUAAAAUAAGAGUUAAAGGAUUUCCCUCACUGAAUGCACUGCCCUCUGUCUAUCUAACCAAAGCUGUGAGCCUUAACCGGCUGACUCACAUUCAACGCUCUUAUCUUUCUGUACAGUCCACCUCACUUUUAAAUAUGAAUGUUUGACAGCAGUCCUCUCCUAAAAUAAAAUCUCAUCUCUC
This is a messenger RNA of Paralichthys olivaceus (Japanese flounder), 3382 nucleotides long. Lineage: Eukaryota; Metazoa; Chordata; Actinopteri; Pleuronectiformes; Paralichthyidae. The record is from RefSeq and is a predicted model, not a curated record.